Messenger RNA from Onthophagus taurus, 1767 nucleotides. RefSeq lists its product as uncharacterized. The record is from RefSeq and is a predicted model, not a curated record. Lineage: Eukaryota; Metazoa; Arthropoda; Insecta; Coleoptera; Scarabaeidae.
CUGGUAUGGUUUUGGAGUUCGAACUUCCGAAUUUUAAAAAUGUCAAUUUUUAAAUGUCAUUAGAACUAAGUGACAUUAGAGCUAAUGGAUAAAGCAAACGAUUUCGUGGAUUGAAUCGAUUUUAUAUCAACAUUAAAUGUAUUUUACCAACCAAAAAAAAAAAAAAUAAUAACUCAAGUACCAUUUUAUCGCGCCAUUUUUAAACUAACUAAUCUAAGCAAACAUUAUCUUAUUUGAAGUUAAUCCACCGAUUUAAGUGUUGCAAUCAUUUUUUAAACUAUCACUUUAUUGACAAGCGAAAACAAAAUAUCAAUUAAUUCUAAGCAUACUUAGAAAACAUGAAGGUGCUCGUUUUCGGUUAUUUUUUAUUAAUUCAGAUCGUUUCAAAUCACGGAUUUCCCGCUGAAUGUGCAAUAAAAGUGUCAAGCUUUGCUUAUAGCGAGGACACACACGAUGGUUACAUAGUAUGGGAACAGGUUAGUUCAGAGUGUACAACCGACCCUCAUUACAGAGUUAAAUACAAAAUUGGGGACUCUGAAGAAAUAGGGGUAUCCCCGCUUCCAUAUGUCCAAAUGGCGAUCAUUCCUUUACAAAGCGUAACAUGCGAACAAGUUGAGGCACAGGUAUACGUUAUCGUAAAUGGUGAGAUAGCUGGGAUGUCUAUUUGGGUUAAAAUCAUGCGAGAAUUGGGAAAAGUUAAAGAAUUAAAAGCUACGCAAUCUCCCCAGGGAGUCGUUGUGGAAUGGGACCCAAUAAAUCUUGGUGAAAAUUGCGACGAAACUUAUUUAUUUCAAUACAAAAUUGAUGGUGCAGAAGUGGAACAAAAAAGUCUUGUUGAACCUAAUAUUUUAAUUGAAUUAAUUGAUGAUACUCCUUGCACCAACAUCGAAAUACAAGUAGUAGCAAAAAUUAAUGGUUUCUCAUCAAAACAAGCCGAGAUAAUCUACGAAAUUAAAAUCCCCCCUGUUGAAAAUGUAAUUUUAUCAAAUAACAACGGAAGAGUCCUCGUCGAUUUCAACCGAAUUACAGUUGCCCCCGCAAAAUGCGGCGAUUUCGAUUACAGAGUAACGUUUGAAGAUUUAGGAUGCUUCAAUACUUCGUUUCAAGUCCUCCCAGUAUCAAAACUAGGCACCGAAGGAACCGCGGUCACCCAAGAAAUCGUGCGCCAACCCGGAGUCGUUAUAAAUCCAACAAUAACCAAAGAAGGCGACGAAAUCGUCUUGAAUUGGUCCCCUCCUAAAGGAGCCGAAGAUUGUAACAUGAUGUAUUUAAUCGAAAUCGACAAAAAGAUUUCAUCAACCCCGUUAACGACGUUACAAAAAUAUGUUGAAUUAGAGAGUUGCGUUGAGGAGAAAAUCGCUAAAAUCACCCCGGUAGUUAUUUAUAAUCAAUUUGACGAUGUUCAAGGAAUUAGUGUUGAUGUUCCAAUAGAAGCGGAGUUAAAAGAAGUUGCGAAUUUAGUAUGCGAAUUAAAUUCAAAUUCUGUUACAUGCACUUGGGAUAAACCCAACGGGAGUGAUAAUUGCGAAAAAAUAAUUUACAAAUUGAGUUAUUAUAACGGCCAAGAAAAUCACGAAGAUGUUGAAGUAACCGAUUUUAAUUUUGAGUUGAUUAAAAAAGAAUUUUGUGUGAUUUGGUUCCAUGUACAACCGAUUGCUUAUUUUAAUGGGAAAGAGUACCAAGGAAAAAUUAAAGAAGCGGAUAUAACGGGAUGUUCAACAUAAAAAUGAUUCGUUGAUAAAAAUAAACGCAUUAAUUUUUGUUUAA